This is a messenger RNA of Prorocentrum cordatum, 5094 nucleotides long. NCBI's taxonomy places the organism in Eukaryota, Dinophyceae, Prorocentrales, Prorocentraceae. The record is from the annotation of a GenBank genome assembly.
AUGCCGGGCGGCCGCCGCGGCAAGCCGCCGGCUGGGGGCGGCCCCGCCGUGUCGCCGCAGCUGGGGAAGGCGCUGCUGGCCGCAUGCCGGGCUGCUGGGAUGCCUGGGCUGGGGGGCGGCGGGGGGCAGCAGAGGCAGCAGCGGCAGCAGCAUAUGCAGCAAAAGCAGGGGCAGGAACGCAAGGCUCCGGAGGGCGCGGCUCAGGCGGCGGCGGCAGGGCCGCAGUCGGCGGAAGCCCCUCGCGACCCCGCUCCGGCAGCGGCGCCGACGGCUGCGGAGCGCCUCGCAGGCCUACGGGCCCGCAUCGCCGCCUUCCAGCCGUUCCCGGAGUGCGCCGCCACCGUGGUGCAGUUGGAGGCGGAGGCGGCAGCCAUUGUGGAAGCAGAGCGGGCUGCCCGGCCGCUCGAGCGCAGGCUGCAGUCGGCGGUGGACUCCCUGCGCACGCGGUCUGCGGCGGUUCAGAAGGCGCGGCAGGCCGCCCUGGACGCGCAGGAGGUGGCCGAUCAGGCUGUCCAGGCUGCCGCGGCGAUGGAGGCCCAGGCGGUGCACGCCGAGGCCGAGGAGGCGGCCGCGCAGCAGGCGCUGGUGGCGGUGCAGGCCGAGGCCGCCGCUGGAGGAGCCGCUGCGCCCGCAGGCGGGCCCAGCGCGCCUGGGGGAGGGCUCGAUGCGGCCUUCGAGGCGAUGGCGGCCGCGGCGUCCCCCGCCGUACAGGCCGCGGUGGUCGCUCUGCUGGCGCAGCUUCGCGGGGUGUUGGCGGCGCCGCCAGGUGGCGCAGGGCUUGUUGGGCCUGCCGGUGGUGCGGUGGCGGCGGCAGGCCCAGGCGGCAAAUCAGGGCUGCACGGAGGCGCGGCGGCUGCGGCGCCGGCCGAUGCGCGCAUGCCUGCCGCCGAUGCUCCUGGGGAGGCCGGACCUCCGCCGGCUCCGCUCGGCAGCGGCAGGCGGCGCGCGGCCUCAGCAGGCGCGAGGGCUGCGCGAUGGUACUCCCCGCUCCGGGCGGGGUCCGAAGACGGCGACCGCUCCCGUUCCACGGACCGCGGAGGCUCCCCAGAGGCCCGCAUUCCGCUCUUCGCCCAGCCCGCGCACCUGCCGGGCGUGCAGGUGAGUGGUGCCGUGGAGGACCCGAAUAGCCCAAGUGCAAGCUGCGGAUGUGCCGCGGGGCUGCUGCUGACCGCCGCCCAGGCCGCCACCCGCAUGAGGUUGCCGGGCGAGGCUCCCGGCAACCGCCCGGGCCGCGAUCGCACGAGUGCGAGCUGCGGAUGCGUCGCGGGGCUGCUGGCGCUGCUCCGGCCCCUCCGGGAUCCCAGGGGGCUCACCCUCAGGGGCCGCCUCGCCGCCCUGCCCGUCGCGGAAGGCGCCGCCAGCGCCGCCAGCGGCGCCAGCGGCGGCGAAGGCGCAAAUGCCGCCGCCGUCGACUCCGCCUCCGCGGUGAGGCCGCGCGCCCGCAAGCGCGGCCGCACGGUCAAGGUGCUCGCGGCCAAUGUGACUCGCUGGAGCGCGAGCUGGCGCGGCGCGAUGGCAGCGCAGGCCGUCGUGUGGUGCAUGCAGGAGGCCCGCAUUCCGAAGCUGGAGGCGGCGGCGGCGGCCGCUGCAGCGCGUGCCCGCGGGAUGCGGCUGCACCUGGGCCCAGAGCAGGAUGGCGAGCACCUCCUGGCUGCCGCACACGCGCCCGGCAGUUGUUCAGCCCGGGCCGAGGCCAUGUCGGGCCUCUCUGGCCGGCACCCGGGCCGCCUCCAGCACCUGGCACUUCACCUGGGAGGGAAUCGUGCCGUCCACCUCGUCUAUGGGUACGCUGGAGGGCGGACCGACCGGGGGCGCAACGCCGACCUGAUCCUGGAGGGCCUCGAGUGGCUCCGGGGCCUAGGCGGGGCGCCCGCGCUGCUGGUAGGCGACCUGAAUUGCAACGUCGCCGAGUCGGGCCUGGAGGGCCUGCUGGGCAUGGCCGGGUGGCGGGACCUCCUGGCGGCGGCUGGCCCUACGUGCAUCCCCUCCGAUGGGGCCCCAUCGAGGCUGGACUACGUGCUGGCGAAUCCGGAGGCGUUGGGGCUCGUCGAGCGGGUCGGCAUCCGGUGGGACCUUGGGUUCGCCACCCACGCGGCCCUCUGGGUGGAGUUGCGCGCGUCGGCCCCGGAGCGAGCGCUCAUGAGGCGCCCCGUGCAGCGUCUCGACGGCGAUGCCAUUGAGGGCUGGGGGGCGCGGGAGGCCCGGGAGGCCGCCGCCACGGUGGUCGCUGGCUUCGGCACGCCCUUCCACGGCGCGCUGGGGCGGCACGACGUCGAGGCGGCAUGGCAGUCGCUCCGCUCGGCCAUGGUCGCGAUGUCCACGCUGAUGGCGCUGCGGCAGGCCGACGCCGACCAUGCGGUCUGGCGGGCGGCGCUGGCAGACCUGCGACCGGACGUGGAGCUCCCGGCCACCUUGCUGGAGCAUGCGGAGGCCGAAUGGCGUGCCGCCCAGGCGGGUCGAUUCUCGAGGCAGAUUUGGUGCCCGACCCGGCGGCUGGCGCGGCGGCCGCAGCACUCCGUGGCGCUCCGUGGCGGCCCAGCGGCGCGCCUCCGCCACUUCGAAGGGCCGUGGCGCGCACUCUGGCAGCGGCAGUCGGCGCCGCCGCUGGGCGAGGAGUGGCUUCAGGCUUUGGAUGGCCUCCCAGCGUUCCCCGAGCGGGCGCCCUGGACGGCGGAGACGGUGUCCUCGCUGCUUCGCCGCAUGCCUCGGCGGAAGAAGCCGGGUCUAGACGGGUGGACCGUGAAGGAGCUUCGAUUGCUGCCUCCGGAGCUGCACGGGUGGAUCGCCGAGCUGUUCGAGGAGAUCGAGGCCUGCGGGAGCUGGCCUAGCGAGCUGGUGGAGCCGGAGGGCCUCCUGCUCCCGAAGCCCGGGGGUGGCGCAGACCCCAUGGACAGGCGCCCGAUAUGGCUCCUGCCCAUCUUGUACCGCCUGUGGGCGGCAGGCAGGGCCCGCCUGUUCGCUCGGCGGCGCCUGCGGUGGGCCGGCGAGGAGGUCCAGCGAGGAGCAGAGGAGCUGGCCUGGGAGCUCGCGCUGGAGCUGGAGGCGGCGGAGGCGCUGUCCGAGACGAUCGCCGGGGCGGCGCUCGAUUGGCGGAAGGCGUACGACCACAUCGACUUGGCCGCCCUGCCGGGGCUCGGCUGCGUGAUGCUUGGGCGUCAGAGGGUGAAUUGCGGCAAGAUGGCCAAGGUGUCGUUCACGGGAUCAUUCAUGCCCUCUCUAUCGGCGACGUUGCGCUUUGACGGCGCGCUCAACGUGGACAUCAGCGAGUUCCAGACGAAUUUGGCGCCGCACCCGCGCAUCCACUUCAUGCUCUCGAGCUGUCCUCCAACCGCGGUGCCUGGCGGCGACUUGGCGAAGGUGACGCGCGCGUGCUGCAUGAUCGGCAACUCCACGGCCAUCUCGGAGGUGUUCUCCCGCAUCGGCCACAAGUUCGACCUCGCGCGUGCUAAGCGCGCGUUCGUGUACUGGUACGUCGGCGAGGGCGUGGGGGAGGGCGAGUUCUCGGAGACCUGCGAGGAUCUGGCCGCGCUGGAGACGCAUUGCGAGGAGGUCGGCAUCGAGACCGCCGAGGGCGAGGGGCGUCAUGGUGUGUCGCGCGGUUGCGACGCGCGCGUUACGGCGGCGCCGUGCUAUGGCGUGGCGAACUUCGGCAUCCGCGGGCUGGCCCUCGGCCGCCGCCAGUUCUCCCUGGGCGGUCAGAAACUGGCCUUCGAGCGCCCCGCGCAACUCUUCUGCCUCGAGCACGGCGUCCAGCCCGACGGGCGGGCAGAUGCCGUCCGACAGGAGAUUGUCGAUAUGUUUCUGGAUCGCAUUCGGAAGCCUGCCGACCGCUGCGCGGGGCCCGAGGGGCACAUGAUCUACAACGCCAUCGGCGGAGGCGCCGGUUCAAGGCUCGACUGCCUGAUGCUGAGGCGCCAGAGGGCGCUGUGGCAGGUCGCAUCCUCUUCGACGGCGUCGAUGCGCUUUGACGGCGCGCUCGCCGUGGGCAUCGCUGAGUUCCAGGCGAAUGUGGCGCCGUGCCCGCAAGCCCACUUCAUGGUCUCGUGCUGCGCGUCAGUGAUUUCAGCCGAGAAUGCGUGCCACGAGCAGCUCUCUGUGGCGGAAAUUGCCGCGCCCGCGUUCGAGUCCUCUGCCAAGUUUGUCAAGUGCGACCCCCGCCACGGCAGGCGCAUGGCGCGCUGCGUGGUCCUGGCCAAGGCCGCGGCGCGGCCCGCGCGCGGGUGUUUCUGUUUGUGCGUCGGUGCCAACUACCAGCCUCCAACCGUGGUGCCUGGCGGCGACAUGGCGAAGGUGUUUGCUUUUGGUGGCGAGUCCUCCGACGACGACUCGCUGCUGGCCGUGGGGGCGCAGAUUGCUAUUGUUGGUUUGACGUCGGCGAGAGGCUCACCUCUCAAUGGCCUCUCCGGCACAGCCAUUAGCUAUGUGGAGGCGUCGCAGCGCUGCGGGGUGCGCGUGCCAGUGACAGGGGGCGAGGUGCUGCUCAAGCGGGACAAUCUACAGACCUCACUCGUGGAAUCAUUCAUGCCCUCUCUAUCGGCGACGUUGCGCUUUGACGGCGCGCUCAACGUGGACAUCAGCGAGUUCCAGACGAAUUUGGUGCCGCACCCGCGCAUCCACUUCAUGCUCUCGAGCUGUGCCGCGGCGCGGCCCGCGCGCGGGUGUUUCUGUUUGUGGGUCUGUGCCAACUACCAGCCUCUAACCGUGGUGCCUGGCGGCGACAUGGCGAAGGCGAAGCGCGCGUGCUGCAUGAUCAGCAACUCCACGGGCAUCGCGGGGGCGUUCUCCCUCGUCGACCACAAAUUCGACCUCGCACAUUCCAAGCGCGCGUUCGCGCGCUGGUACGUCGGCGAGGGCUCGGAGGGCGAGUUCUCAAAUGCCCGCGAUGAUCUGACCGCGCUGGAGAAAGACUACGUGGAGGUCGGCGUCGGGGCCGCCAAGGGCGAGGGCGAGGAGGAAGGCUACGGCGACGAGUUUUGGAUCAGGCUGCUCAGCGGCAGCGGGGCCGGCGCGCCCUGGCAACCCAAGAUUUACCUGCUAGAAGUUUGGCAUAUUCUGGCGGCGGGGGCCACGGGGAACGCGCCGUUGCGAUGUUGA